UCCUGAGGGGGCCCGGCCGUAAAGCGAGGCGCCGGCGCGAAGUGUCGCGCUCUUCCUUCGUCCGCCCUCGCGCGAGAGCGGCGGCCUGGCCUGACGGGAAACCUGCCCUCGCUUUACGGCCGCUGGAUGAGGAGGAGCGGAGGAGGGGAGCGGGAGGCGCCGCGGCUGCUGCUGCUGCUGCUGAGGGGAUUUUGGGGACAUGGCCGAGGUUCCGCCCGGGCCUAGCAGCCUCCUCGCUUCGCCGCCGGGAGACGCCGCCUCGCUCCUCCUGCCCUUUCCGGGAGCCGCCGAGGAAGAGGAGGAGGAGGAGGAAGAAGAGGAGGAAGGAGGAAGGAGGCCCCGCGAGGAAGAAGAAGAGGAGGCCGGGGAUGAAGGCGCCCGGGACCGCCGCCGGCCUUGCCCGCCGCACCGGCGCAACCACCAGCUCAACGGGCUCAUCUCCGGGCCGGACCUGCGGCACUUGCGCGGCCCCCUCAAGGGCAAGGUCCUGAGCGGCGGCGGCGGAGAGAAGCAGCGCCCGCCGGGCAGCAAGAGAGGCGGCAGCGGCGGCGGCGGCAGGAGCAGCCCCGGCUCCGCUGGCAAGACAAUGGGACACGGCCAGCAGCAGCAGCAGCAGCAGGAAGAGGGUCCGGAGCUGCCCCCCCAGCAGCAGCCUCCCUCCUCGCUCAGCAACCACCACCAUCACCACCACCGGGUCCCCCGCUCCCAAGCAAGGACUGCGCAGCCCCCAGAGCAGCAGAAGCGCCGCCACGACGCUGCUUCUGCCCCCUCUGAAGGGGACAGGAAUGGGCUGGCUGGAGCGGGAGGGGUGGAGGAGGAGGAAGAGGAAGGAGGGGGAGGCCACCAGGAGGAGGAGGAGUCCCUGCUGCUCCUGUCCAGGUCCUUGGCCUCCAACUGCAGCUUGCAGAAAUGCUCCCCCCCGGGGGCCCCCACCACGGACUCUUCCUGGGGCCCCCAGCAGGCGGAGGAGGAGGAAGGGGACCUGACGAUACGAUACGUCCGCUAUGAGUCCGAGCUGCAGAUGCCCGAUAUCAUGAGACUGAUCACCAAAGAUCUGUCUGAACCCUACUCCAUUUACACAUAUAGGUAUUUUAUCCACAACUGGCCUCAGCUUUGCUUUUUGGCAAUGGUAGGAGACGAGUGUGUAGGUGCCAUCGUCUGCAAGUUGGAUAUGCACAAAAAGAUGUUUCGCAGAGGUUAUAUAGCCAUGUUAGCAGUGGAUUCCAAAUACAGAAGAAAAGGCAUAGGUACAAACUUGGUUAAGAAAGCUAUUUAUGCCAUGGUAGAAGGAGAUUGCGAUGAGGUUGUCUUGGAGACCGAGAUCACAAACAAGUCCGCGUUGAAACUUUAUGAAAACCUUGGCUUUGUUCGAGACAAGAGGCUGUUCAGAUACUAUUUAAAUGGAGUUGAUGCACUGCGUCUUAAACUGUGGCUGCGUUGAUAGGAGGCCAUCCUUGCGCCCAGGACUCCUCUCCCCAACCAGCCGGGCAGCGGCGUCCUUUGCAUGCAAUGCAAUUUGUGUGAAAUUGCUUUGCAGGUGGACAUAAUAACUUCCAUGCAGCUCUUCUCUGUGAGUGUCUCAUCGAACGUCGCACCUAAAUCGUUGCACUGUGUGGCAUGGCACGUCUUGUUCUGAAUUUGCAACAGGUUGUUUCAGACUUCAGAUCCUCUUGGUAACCAGGAAGAUGUGCCAGUAGGUAGCCAAGAUCCCUGUUCAUUUGCAAGUCUACUGACUCCUGAUAUAUAAGAUGGUGAACAUUUUAUCCAAGAACCUGUGUAAUGUGGAACACAACUUUUUUUUCCCCGGUUCCAGAGAGAGAGAAAAAGAUAAGCCAAUGUAGAUUGUAAAAAGAAAAAAAGAAAAAAAAUACUAUAAGUAUACUAACAUUUCAUACAAAACUCACCAUAGGUUUUUUUUUCUCUGGGGAAAAUAAAAACUGCUUCAACUUUAGGUUUUAUUUUUCAAUAUUGAACUUUUCAUUCUUAAAUAUUGGUACCUCAGUGAUUAGUGGAUGAAAAAAUGUAUUGUAGGGUGGGGUGUGUGUUACAUCGAGUAACGGUGACAAUAAAAUUGCGUCUGCCAGUGCCUGUAUAGAUAGUAUAUUUGUCUCCACCGCUGACUUUUGAGUGCAUGCUUUUCUUUUCUUGAUUCCCCCCCCCCCUUUUUUUUGGUCUUUGCAAGAACAGAUUUUAUUUAAACUCUGGAUUUGAUAAUAAAUUAUUUCAUUUAUGAUUUGGAAACUUCUCCCAGGCGAGGGCUUAAAAAGCCCGUCUCUUACAGCAAGAAGUGUAAGCUAUUUUUAUUUUAUUUUUUUGAGUGGCUGCUAAAAGGGAGUCUGAUGCACUUUUUCCUUUAAAGAGAGCGAGGGAUCUUUUUUUAUAUAUAAAAAAACAAAACCACAAAGCAGUAAAUUAAUGUAGAUUGGAUCGAUUUUUGUUUAAUUUAAUCAAAAUUAUCACUAGAAUAGCUAAAGAGGCAUUAUUUUAAAGCAGUUGGAAGAGCGUAAUUUUGAUUUGGAUUCACAUUGCUUUGCUUCCGUGUUCUUAAAAAUGUUUCAGUUUCCAGUUCUUGGUCUUGGAAAUAAAUUUCAAGUUGCACCGUACCCAUCUUUAAGCUGCAUUCGCUUUCUCUCUUCUUCCUUUUUUAACGAAAGCCAAAACUCGUGCAGUUUUAAUUUUCUUGGGAUUAAUUUGGCAGAGAGGUGUUCGAAGGUUUGAUACAAACCCUGACCCCCUUUUCAGAAUGGGCUACAUCAGCUUGUUAAAACCAAUAUCCUUUUUCAGCAGCUCCACAGUGUGUACUUCUGUCUGUCAGUGCAAUAUGUAAAGCAAAUCAUUUCUUUUUGGCAGUUCAGCAAUGACAGCGUUGGUAUAUAUAUUAUAUACAAUAUAUAUAAGUAAAACAUUAAAAUGACCCUAGAUGACUCGUGGAAAGAUAAAUCGUUUCCUUAUAUCGGAAGGAAAAUCUUCAGAAUUCAACUUUGCCUUACUAUGUUGUUUGUUAAGGAUUCAACCUGUCUUAAACAACAACAACAGCAAUGGUUUGAGUUAACUGUACAUUUGAGAGUACCUGAUUUCCAGUCACCCUUUGGAGAAGGACAACCCAUUCUGGACAGCUUAGUAAGUUUAAAGGAAGGCCAUCCUUAUUUUGCACAGACGGAGCAUCUUCCCCACUAUGUAUAAGUUGUGAAUUGUAUUUGGGAAAAAUAAAGGAUUUUAAUUUAAAACUG
Molecule: messenger RNA, 3230 nt
Organism: Podarcis raffonei (Aeolian wall lizard)
Lineage: Eukaryota; Metazoa; Chordata; Lepidosauria; Squamata; Lacertidae
Gene: NAA30
Product: N-alpha-acetyltransferase 30, NatC catalytic subunit
Exons: 5
Coding region: 200-1441 (413 amino acids)
Biological process (GO): N-terminal peptidyl-methionine acetylation
Cellular component (GO): NatC complex
Molecular function (GO): protein-N-terminal amino-acid acetyltransferase activity
Source: RefSeq, a predicted model, not a curated record